Myxocyprinus asiaticus (Chinese sucker) is the source of this 2031-nucleotide messenger RNA. It is a transcript of the gene wdr46, whose product is annotated as WD repeat domain 46. The record is from RefSeq and is a predicted model, not a curated record. Gene Ontology annotation, cellular component: nucleolus; small-subunit processome; 90S preribosome. NCBI's taxonomy places the organism in Eukaryota, Metazoa, Chordata, Actinopteri, Cypriniformes, Catostomidae. The coding region runs from base 52 to 1845 and encodes 597 amino acids. Gene Ontology annotation, molecular function: protein binding. The transcript is spliced from 14 exons. Gene Ontology annotation, biological process: maturation of SSU-rRNA from tricistronic rRNA transcript (SSU-rRNA, 5.8S rRNA, LSU-rRNA).
GCAGAAGAAGAAGAAGAUCCCCGGGUAAAACUACAAUCAGUCAUAACAAAGAUGGCGGAACCCGAGAAGGAGGCAUUGAAGAGAACACACGUGGAGAAAAAGUCCAAGAAAAAGCCUCCAAAGCGUUACUGGGAGGAAACAGAAGGUACAGAUCAAAAGCAUCUUGAAGAAGAACAGAGUAAAGCCGGGCAGAACCAGGAGAAUGCAGUGAAAAACAGAUCCAAGUCAAGAGGAAAGAGAAGGCCAUUAAAAAGGAAGAAUGGUGUACAGUUCAUAUCAGGGAAAAAGGACCCUUUCCCUGGUGAGGCCCCAGUACCACAGGAACAACUGCGGAAGUUCCAGAGAGGAGAGAAAUAUCAUGUGCCUGAAGGGAGCAAGCGGAGGCUGAAGGAGACCAUCGUGUGGUCAGAAACGGUGUCUGAACUCGCUCAGAAACAAGCUGCAAGAUACGAACUCUUACUCCCAGAGGAUGCUGGCUUCCUGGAAGGAGAUGAGGAUGAAGACACAUGUACGAUCUCUCAAGAGGACAUCGCAGAUGCUGUUGACAUCACAUCUGGAUCAAAGUACUUCAACCUGCAUCUCUCUCAGUUUGGACCGUACAGACUCGAUUAUAGCAGAACUGGACGGCACCUGCUGUUGGGUGGAAAGAGAGGUCAUGUGGCCUGCAUCGAGUGGCAGUCUAAAAGCCUCAUGUGUGAGAUGAGCGUCAUGGAAACAGUGAACGACAUCAAGUGGCUCCACACAGAGGCGAUGUUCGCUGUGGCACAGAAGAAGUGGCUGCACAUCUAUGACUCUAAAGGUGUGGAGCUCCACUGUGUCAAGAAGUUCAAUGAUGUCUUGAGAAUGCAGUUUCUGCCGUAUCACUUCCUGCUCGCUACAGCGAGUUCUACAGGGUUCUUGCAAUAUCUGGAUGUGUCGGUGGGUAAAGAGAUCGCUGCCAUCUGCACAAAAAUGGGACGGCUGGAUGUGAUGUCACAGAAUCCCCAUAAUGCAAUAAUUCACUUGGGUCACCCAAAUGGAACAGUCAGUCUCUGGUCGCCCAAUCAGAAAGAGCCACUCGUGAAGAUGUUGUGUCAUCGGGGUGCUGUUCGCUCCUUAACGGUGGAUAAAACCGGCACGUACAUGGUGACAUCAGGUCUGGACAGGAAGUUGAAAGUGUAUGACAUGAGAGCGUUUAAACCUCUUCACUCGUACUUCCUUCCUGCGGGAGCUUCUUGCCUCUCUCUUAGUCAGAGAGGACUUCUUAGUGCUGCUACUGGAGAUAUUGUACAGGUUUAUCAGAAUGUUUGGGGAGGCAGUCCUGUAUCCAAACCCUACAUGGCUCACCGUCUGCGCAGGCAGGUUUGGGGUGUGGCUUUCUGCCCCUUCGAGGAUGUGCUGGGAAUUGGACAUGGAGAGGGAUUCACCAGUAUGAUUGUUCCAGGUGCGGGAGAAGCCAAUUUUGAUGCUCUGGACACAAACCCGUAUCGCAGCGCUAAACAGAGACAGGAGUGGGAGGUCAAGGCUCUGCUGGAGAAGGUGCAGCCGGAGCUGAUCGGUCUGGACUCAGGACAGCUGAGUAAAGUGGAUCAGGCCAGCUUUGAGCAGAGACACAAGGAAAAAGUCAUAUCAUUGGGCUUUGAUCCAUUAGCAACAGAGAAAUUUAAGCCAAGGUCAAAGAAGAGGGGCAGAAGUUCAGCUGGUGCCAUAGAGAAGAGAAAGAAGAAAGUGGCCCAUGAGGAUCAGAGGGAUGUAAUUCGACAGACAGUAGAAGAGCAAAUGGAGAGAGAGAAGCAGCUGAAGGAGAAGUCCAGCAAGAGCCUAGGUUUGAGCAAGGAAUCAACACUUGACCGUUUCAGGAAGUAGGGCAAAAAUCACGGACUGUUCAAAAAUACCACUGCUGUGAACUUUCAAAAGAGGAGAACAUGCUCAGUUUGAAGAUGCCGAUGUAUAAUGGAAUUUUUAUAACAAAUUUCUUUUGUUGUUCCAUGACUGUGUACACUCACAAAGCUUUGCAUGUUUAAUAAAAUAUGGAUAAAAUCUAUAAGAAAU